AUGCUGUCACGGUUCCUACUAUGCUACAGCUUUGCGGCGUCCAAACGGCCGGGUGCCGCCUCGGCCAAGGAGAUUAUGCUGCACUGGUGCCAGGUCAUGACCAAAGGGUACCCGCACGUGGAGGUGAAAAACUUUGGCAGCAGCUGGGCGGACGGAAUGGCUUUUUGUGCGCUCAUUCACCACUUCUACCCUGACGCCUUCGAUUUCUCCAUUCUGAAACCGGAGAAUCGACGGGCCAACUUUGAGCUUGCAUUUAAAACUGCCGAGGAGCUGGGAAACGUGGCUCCACUUCUAGACGUAGAGGAUUUGCUAAGAACUAAGGUACCGGAUUGGAAGUGCAUCUUCACGCAAAUCCAGCUCUACUACCGUCGGUUCCAGUUGGAACAGGGCACCAAGGCCAACAAACCUCCAGUAGGACUCCAUCCCUCUGCUCCUCCACCCGCCCCUGAAGGCAGCUCUGCUUGA
This is a messenger RNA of Hydatigera taeniaeformis, 465 nucleotides long. NCBI's taxonomy places the organism in Eukaryota, Metazoa, Platyhelminthes, Cestoda, Cyclophyllidea, Taeniidae. The record is from the annotation of a GenBank genome assembly.